Messenger RNA from Anguilla anguilla (European eel), 836 nucleotides. It is a transcript of the gene prok2, whose product is annotated as prokineticin 2. The coding region runs from base 219 to 617 and encodes 132 amino acids. Lineage: Eukaryota; Metazoa; Chordata; Actinopteri; Anguilliformes; Anguillidae. The record is from RefSeq and is a predicted model, not a curated record. The transcript has 3 exons.
AGGAUGCUGGUGUACCGGGGCUCACCUUGGACCGCAUUCCUCCCCUCCCCAUGCCUUAUUGGUGCAAAUGACUCAUUGAGCAUCUCAAAGGUAGGCUGGGCUUAUAAACCCCUCAGUCUCUACCCUCUCCAAGCAAGCUUUGGGGCGACUUCAACACGGCCCACACUACGAGACACACAAAAUCAUUUAUAAACAAACACACAGGCAAACAUACACACAUGCACACACACACCCCUUCCACUUCUCAUAGUCUGAGCAACGCAGGAUCAGAAGGACUAGUCUCUCUCUCCGCCAUGAAGUCCAGUUUUUCUCUGCUCUUCUGUUUCCUGUUAAUUUCCACUGGAUCGUCUGCGGUCAUAACUGGGGCGUGUGAGAUGGACUCUCAGUGUGGCGGGGCCAUGUGCUGCGCAGUUAGCCUGUGGAUCAGGAGCCUGCGGAUGUGCAGCCCAAUGGGACUGGAGGGAGAGGACUGCCACCCAAUGAGUCACAAAGUACCAUUCUUAGGCAGAAGGAUUCAUCACACAUGCCCCUGCCUGCCAAACCUGGCAUGCAUGAGAACAACAGAAGGCAAAUUCAAAUGCUUGCCACCUUACAAGAACCAAGACUAUUAUUUCUGAGAGUGAAGAGAUCCAAAGUAUUUAUGUGUACAGUAACAGUGUAUUGCACAUUAAAAUACCUAUUUCCAUUAUUUUUAUCAAAAAGAAAAUAGUUGUCUUUGUUGUCUAGCAUCUAUUUGUGUUUUUCAAAAAUUGCCUGAGGUGCUGAGAAUUGAUCACAAUACUCUAAAUGUGGUAAAAGAAAUAUAUUAUAUGACAUCACUUCUCCUGAUCUGUAUU